Messenger RNA from Mytilus californianus (California mussel), 2137 nucleotides. Its product is annotated as glycoprotein-N-acetylgalactosamine 3-beta-galactosyltransferase 1-like. Gene Ontology annotation, cellular component: membrane. Gene Ontology annotation, molecular function: N-acetylgalactosaminide beta-1,3-galactosyltransferase activity. The record is from RefSeq and is a predicted model, not a curated record. The coding region runs from base 247 to 1209 and encodes 320 amino acids. Lineage: Eukaryota; Metazoa; Mollusca; Bivalvia; Mytilida; Mytilidae. The transcript has 5 exons.
UUCAUGUUUUAAUUACACAAGGUUUUGAGUUUGAUGCACGGCCCAGUGCACAAGGACAUUUACAUUACUUAAAAGGAGAAUAUUCUAGAUUUAAGUGGUAGCUGUGUCAUUUUUUGUCACUGUAUAUUAGAGACAACAAAGUGAUUCUUUAUGAACAUCUAAUAUGUACGGUAAUUUAGUCCUUCGUGGUUCAACACACAAAAGAACGCAUUUGUUUCUUUAAGAGCCUGGAUAUGGCAACUAGAAAUGAAAAAGUUUUCAGCAUUCACGAGAAGAAGACACCUUGUUGUGAUAUUUGUCAUUGCGUUUUUUCUGUUUUUAUUUACUGUUAUGCAGACAGAACGUAAAAUCAAUGUUAUUCAAUCUGAUAAAAUCUCUUCAAAGAUACAACAUGAUGUUAACUUCACUAGACCAAUAGCACGCAACAGAUCUCCACAAUCACCAUCUUCAGCUUCAAUCAUGUGUCUUGUCCUUACAACACAUAAUACUUUACUUUCUAAAGCUAAAGCUGUAAAUGAUACAUGGGGAAGACGUUGUAACAAGACUAUUUUCUUCACAAACAGACCGACUACAAUCCCGAAUGUCGUUUACUUAGAUUUAGCUAAAGAUGGCCGAGAACAUCUUACAGAUAAAGUUGUUCGGGCAUUUGAAUAUGUUCAUACACAUUUCACAGAUUAUGAUUGGUUUUUGAAGGCCGAUGAUGAUACAUACGUUAUUUUGGAAAACUUGAGACAUUUCUUAUCUUACUUAAAAAGUAACGAACCAGUGUAUUUGGGACAAAACUAUAAACUGUACACUAAACAAGGAUAUAAUAGUGGUGGUGCAGGAUAUGUUUUAAGUAAGGAAGCUUUAAACAAACUUUUGUUUGGGAUUAAAUAUAAGAAUUGUGCCAAAGAUGGAAAUGAUGAAGAUGUUGAUAUUGGAAAGUGUUUGAAUGGCCAAGGUGUCCCAGUAUAUGAUACAACAGACAUAUUAAAUCGAGAAACAUUCCAUGGUGGAACUAUCGAAGACCACAUGGUAGGACCAUUAUCCGAUUUACUGAAGAAGUAUCCUAGUACACCGGCCAAAACGGGUAAGGACUGCUGCAGCACCAAUACAAUAACCUUCCAUUAUGUCUCGCCGAAGAUGAUGUAUAUAUUGGAUAUCUUUCUAUACCAUUUGACAGUGUACGGACGUAAUUAUAGCAGCAGUCAAAGUGCGUUUGCUUAAGACCCAUAACGUGAAAUUGUACGAAUGGAUUAUAAAAUGAAGAAUCAAAUGGAAAGAUCAGGCAUAGUUAAAGUGAGGACGUAAGACUCCAAGUGGGAUUUUUUCAAUAAGAUAGCGGUUGUAGAAAAUACUUUUCUUAUUUAAACAAUAUUGCGUUAAAAAUUGUGAUAAUAAGCUGUGUUGUAUCUUUUGUGAUUUAGAAAAAGGCUCUAAUUAAACAGUUGAAUGAUGAUAAGGUAUAAGUUAACCAGAGUGUCACGUGACCACUUGUGAUCAGUAAUUAAUAAAGCAAAGGGAUACAGUGAAAGAAAUUAAAUAGCGGUCCAACGAUUUACAGAAAAGAGCGACGAUUUACAGAAAAGAACAGAAAAGGACCGAAAAGGACCAAAAAGAACAGAAAAGAACCGAAAAGGAACCGAAAAGAGCAUACAUAUAUUUAUUUCAUAUUUAUAUACACACGAAAGUUUGAUAUUGUUAACAAUUCCUCGUAAUAAAUGAACGCAUAACUGUAAUUUAGAUUGUACAUUGUAUAGGGAUAUGUGGACAACAAAAAAAAAAGAAAAAAAGACAGAAUUAUAACUUGGUUUUCAGUAAAAAAAAAAAUGUAUAUAUGUACAAGUAAUCAUUUGCACACUGUACAAUAUAAAUCACUCCUGUUAUACACCAUAAAACAAAAUGUGUCUUUUGAUGAACACAUCAAAGACUUUUAUUCGUAUAGUAUCGAAAUACAAUAAGUAUUUUAAUAAAAUAAUGUUGUUGUUUUUAAAUAAAACUAGCAAUUAGUCUUUGAAUUUAAAAAAAAUGAAGGAAUUAACAACCUGUGACCAAGAGACUGUAUUAUUCAUGUAAGUCCCAGAUGCGACUAAUUGUCAUUAAAUAAAUAAACUGUAAACUUGAUUUUUGACUAUUAAAUAAACUGUAAACUUGA